Dermacentor andersoni is the source of this 1311-nucleotide messenger RNA. Its product is annotated as neprilysin-1-like. Gene Ontology annotation, cellular component: plasma membrane. The record is from RefSeq and is a predicted model, not a curated record. Gene Ontology annotation, molecular function: metalloendopeptidase activity. Gene Ontology annotation, biological process: protein processing. NCBI's taxonomy places the organism in Eukaryota, Metazoa, Arthropoda, Arachnida, Ixodida, Ixodidae.
AUGGAUCAGCAGUCGUUGCCGACCAAGGAUUCGGACGCUGAGGAAGUCCGGCGAUGCACAGGAAUUUCGCCAGCCCUAAUGUCCCGACGGGGCCUCAUCGUCACGGCCAUUUUCGUCUUGAGCGCCUCGGCCAUCGUCGCGGUCACCGCCAUUGCUCUCCGGAGGCGACAGCGACCUGAGCCCCUGCCGCCCUUGCCGAACCUCGGACCAUCGCUCGAGAACUCUUGGGAGACAUCCUGGCGGACGAGACACCUCCCACUUUACUUCAAGUGUGAUUCGAACGCGUGCCGGGACACCGGCGAAGACCUGAGAAAGAACGUCGCCUGGUCCUUGAGCCCGUGCGCCGACUUCUACGAGUACGUAUGCACCAGCAACAGCUUACACACUAACGUCUACGACCACGCUGUGACGCAGUAUCUGCGCGAAGUUCGAAGUGUGAUCCGCAAAUACGAGGACCUCGGCUUCUUCUCGAGAACAGCUAUGUCGAAAAAGAUCACGCGGUUCUUUGCCACUUGCCAGUCGAGUCACACUGACCUGCCUUCCUGGAGGUCCCAGCUCGAGGACACUUGGAAGCACUUGGAACUGGCCGGAGACCCGGAGGCCAUCGAAAGCAUGUUGGCAACAUUCUCGAGAGUUCUCGAAAUCUUUCCCGUCGUUCACGUGGCCGUUCUGGAGGCGUCGCACAAAACAUGUGUGGUCCUAUCGAGACCGCACGACAACGGCGCUGACCGCAUAUUUCACGUGCCGCACGCGUUUUCCACGUCCUUCCGACAUUUUGCGGUGGACCUGCUCGGGCACAAAGGAAAAAUUAGUGAUGACGUUAGUGACCUCAUCAGCUCUGCAGCCAAGGUGGAGUCUGAACUCCAGAAGUACUCGGGUCCGCGCGGUGAGCAGUACUACCAUCUCAAUGAAUACGGUGACGUUCCCGCUUCGGAGAUUGGCGAGGGUAGCGCAGAAUUUGACUGGACUUUAUACUUGAGGAAAUUCCUCAGAGGGGCAGUUUCAGUGAAAGCGGACUCCUGUGUCAUUGUGAAGUCUCCUGCGUACGUGAAACAUCUAGUGAAAGUAUUCGGCAAGGUUUCGAAAAACGAUGUGCGCUCGUUUCUCAAACUCAGGGCUGCUAUGGCACUGAUGCCAUUCCGGAAGCUGGCGGACAACCCUAAAAAAGAAGACAUCGAAAAGCUUUGCACACUGGCCACGUACAAGCUGUACCAAUAUGCCUUCCUAAAGGAGUUCAACGAUACGUACCUUCUGGCGGUGGCCUUUGGCGUUCAUCGUAACCUGGUCACCAUAAAGGGUUCCUACAAGUGA